GUUUCAUCCUAAUUUAAUCUACUGAAUUUUAUAAUUUAUUUUUUAAAUGGGAGAGAAAAUAUCAAUAAUAAAAAAAAUUGUAGUUAUUUANAAAUAGAAACAGUAUUCUUCUUAGAGACAUAUCAGAUCCUAACUAUUAAACAUUUGUAAUUAAUAUUUAAUAUUUGAUAUUUAGGUAACUAUUAAAGACUUUGUUAAAAUAAAUGAAGUUUAAUGGUUUGCACUAGAAACUUAUGAAUAAUAUUAGAAAAAAUAAAAAUAUUUUUCUAUAAAAAAUAACAAUAAGUGAAUUUUUUUAAUAAUCAUAGUUAAUAAUUUAAAUUUAUAGAAAACUAAGAUUAA
Messenger RNA from Paramecium sonneborni, 342 nucleotides. The record is from the annotation of a GenBank genome assembly. Lineage: Eukaryota; Ciliophora; Oligohymenophorea; Peniculida; Parameciidae.